This is a messenger RNA of Raphanus sativus (radish), 3301 nucleotides long. Its product is annotated as auxin response factor 2. Gene Ontology annotation, cellular component: nucleus. The record is from RefSeq and is a predicted model, not a curated record. Gene Ontology annotation, molecular function: protein binding; DNA binding. NCBI's taxonomy places the organism in Eukaryota, Viridiplantae, Streptophyta, Magnoliopsida, Brassicales, Brassicaceae. Gene Ontology annotation, biological process: regulation of DNA-templated transcription; response to hormone. Bases 367 to 2958 code for a protein of 863 amino acids. The transcript has 15 exons.
ACACCCAGAAAAACAAAACACACACACCAAAAAAAAGAAAAGAGAGAGAAACUAGAGAGAAGAAGAGAGAGAAACAAAGUCACUAGGCUCGUCGUCGUCGAUGAACAACAACCGUCCCGACUCCGAUAAGCGAGUGUAGAGAGAGAGAGAAAGAGAGGUGUUAUUAUCUCUGAAUCGAGGUUUGAAUUUGAGUGGCUUGCUCGUUCGAUUUCUAGGGUUUAAUCUCACUGGUAAUGUUAAGAGGAAGCUGGUGAUUGAGAGAAUUAGAGACGAAAGAGAAGAAUCAAGUGAAACGCAGAUUCUAGUGUCGUUUUCGUUUGCUUGUUUUUGACACCAGAUGAAGCAGAUCUGAGCUGAGCUGUUGGUAUGAUGACGAGUUCAGUGAAAGGUAAUCAUCAUCACGGAGGAGAAAACGACGCCGUAUCCUCCGUGGUCGUGGUGGCAGGAGAAGGGCAAAAUAGUCAUUUAAACCGUGUUGUUGAUCAAGAAGCUGCUAUCUAUAGAGAGCUGUGGCACGCUUGUGCAGGUCCGCUCGUGACGGUUCCAAGACGAGAUGAUAGAGUCUUCUACUUCCCUCAGGGACACAUCGAGCAGGUGGAGGCAUCGACUAACCAGGCGGCUGAGCAUCAGAUGCCUCUUUAUGAUCUUCCUUCUAAGCUUCUUUGUCGAGUCAUUAACGUUGAUUUGAAGGCAGAGGUAGACACCGACGAAGUUUAUGCGCAGAUCACUCUUCUUCCCGAGCCUAAUCAAGAUGAGAAUGCGAUUGAGAAAGAGGCGCCACCUCUUCCACCGCCUCCGAGGUUUCAGGUGCACUCGUUCUGCAAAACCUUGACUGCGUCUGAUACGAGUACACAUGGUGGGUUUUCUGUGCUGAGGCGGCAUGCGGAUGAGUGUCUCCCACCUCUGGAUAUGUCACUUCAACCUCCUACUCAGGAGUUGGUUGCAAAAGAUUUGCAUGCAAAUGAGUGGCGUUUCAGGCAUAUUUUCCGAGGUCAACCACGGAGACAUUUGCUUCAGAGUGGAUGGAGCGUGUUUGUUAGCUCAAAGAGGUUGGUUGCAGGCGAUGCAUUUAUAUUUCUAAGAGGUGAGAAUGGAGAAUUACGUGUGGGUGUUAGGCGUGCAAUGCGACAACAGGGAAAUGUGCCAUCCUCUGUUAUAUCGAGCCACAGCAUGCAUCUCGGAGUGUUGGCCACCGCGUGGCACGCCAUUUCAACUGGAACCAUGUUUACAGUCUACUAUAAACCAAGGACCAGUCCAUCUGAGUUUAUUGUUCCGUUUGAUCAGUAUAUGGAGUCUGUGAAGAAAAACUACUCCAUAGGCAUGAGGUUUAAAAUGAGAUUUGAAGGCGAAGAGGCUCCUGAGCAGAGGUUUACUGGCACAAUUGUUGGGAUUGAAGACUCUGACCCCAGGAGUUGGGCAAAAUCAAAGUGGCGAUCCCUCAAGGUAAGAUGGGAUGAGACUUCUACUAUUCCUCGCCCUGAAAGAGUAUCUCCGUGGAAAAUAGAGCCAGCUCUUGCUCCUCCCGCUUUGAGUCCUGUCCCCAUGGCUAGGCCUAAGAGGCCCAGAUCUAAUAUGGCUCCUUCAUCUCCUGACUCUUCCAUGCACAUAAAAGAAGGCUCAUCUAAGGCAAAUUUAUACCCUCUACCGGCAAGUGGACUUUCAAGGGUCUUGCAAGGUCAAGAAUACCCGACCUUGAGAACAAAGCAUACUGAGAGUGCAGAGUGUGAUGCUCCUGAAACUUCUGUUGUGUGGCAAUCCUCAGCGGAUGAUGACAAGGUUGAUGUGGCUUCUAGAAGAUAUGAUAACUGGAUGUCCUCAGGCAGGCAUGAAGCGAGUUACACGGAUUUGCUUUCUGGCUUUGGGGCGAACGGAGAUCCGUCCCAUGGUCAUCAAAUACCAUUUUAUGACAACCAUUCAUCAUCACCCUCAGUGACUGCAAAGAAAAUCCUUAGUGAACAGGAUGCCAAAUUUGAUUAUCUUGCUAACCAGUGGCAGAUGAUGCACUCUGGUCUUUCCCUGAAGUUACAUGAAUCUCCUAAGAUCCCCGCAGCAUCUGAUGCCUCUUUCACCCAAGGUCAAGGUAAUGCCAGAUAUGGGGAAUAUCCAGUGCUUCAUGCUCUGACGACUGAGACUGCUGGUAGUAACUGGCCAAUACGUCCCCGUGCUUUGAAUUAUUUUGAGGAAGCGGUUCAUGCUCAAACGCAAGCUCAGGCACAAGCUCAGGCUAGGGAGAAUGUGACGAAACAACCUGCGGUGGUUCAAGAGGAGACGGCAAAGCCAGGAGACGGGAACUGCAGGCUUUUUGGCAUUCCUCUGGUCAACAACGUCAAUAAGACCGAUUCAACUAUGUCUCAGAGAAACAAGUUGAAUGAGACCUCUGGGUUUACACAGCUGGCAUCUCCGAGGGUUCAGGAUCUUUCUGAUCACUCAAAAGGGUCAAAAUCGACAAAUGAUCAUCGUGAACAAAGCAAACCAUCCCAAGCAAAGGACGGUCAUUGUAAAACAAACUCAAGUAGGAGUUGCACAAAGGUUCACAAGCAGGGGAUUGUGCUUGGCCGGUCAGUGGAUCUCUCAAAGUUCCAGAACUACGAGGAGUUAAUAGCUGAAUUGGAUAUGCUGUUUGAGUUCAAUGGAGAGUUGAUGGCUCGUAAGAAGGAUUGGCUGGUAGUUUACACAGAUGAUGAAGAUGAUAUGAUGCUCGUUGGAGACGAUCCAUGGCAGGAGUUUUGUUGCAUGGUUCGCAAGAUCUUCAUAUACACGAAAGAGGUAGUCAUGAAGAUGAACUCGGGAACUCUAAGCUGUAGGAGUGAGGAAGAAGUAGCAGUUGUUGGGGAAGGAUCAGAUGCAAAGGACGCCAAGUCUGCAUCGAAUCCUUCAUUGUCCAGCGAACUCUUGAACCAAAAGAACCAACUACAAGCCGAGGGAGACGUAGAAACCCAAAUCAGGAGGAGAGGUUGAUGGUGGAGCCUGGAGAAAAAGAGAGUUGCAAUUUUUGGAGUAUUUUGUCACCGUUUAGAAUAUUUUAGCAACACCACCCUAUUAAUAUCGAAUAAUAAUAAAGUGAACAAAAGGGGGUUAUAUAUAGGUAUUUAAUAUAGGUAGAAUAUGAAAGGCUCUUUCAUAAGUAGUAGAAAUGAUGGUUGGAGUUGUUAGAUGGAGGUUGGUCUCGGUUCUUUGUUAUUUAGUUUUUUAAAUCUCUUGCAGAGAUCUCUUUAAAGUCUUUUUAUUGUUUUAUAUAUAUUAUUGAUGGACAAUGUACAUAAGGUUUUUAGAAAAAAUUAAACAGUAUUCUAUCUACUCA